GUGAAGGGACUGCAAUUCUGGCCAAUGACACUGACGCCACAUGAUUAUAUGUGGCUGCAACGCGCGAAAUGGUAAAUCUGAGUCGACAGGGAGCUGAGAGCUGAACCACUUUCUCCUCCUCUGUCAUGCCAGCAGCGUCUACUCGAGCCUGAGAGGAAGAUCUCGUGGAUCCGGACAGGGUACGAGCAGGAGAGAAGCCCCUCCCCGCAUAUCAUCGCACCAGGCGAUGGUCCUUUUAACUUCAUUGUUGGAGAAGAAGCGACGCCCCGCUUUUCCACGGCAAAAGGAUCAAACACCCCCUCUGAUCAGCACGACCCCCAGUUUUGUUCUCAUGGAAAUCAGACCCUCCCUCUCCGCCACACUUUCUGCAGAGAUGCAAAGUUGAGGCGCAUUCCCAGCCGGGACAACAGAUGAUAAUGAUGUCUUGGAGGAGCUGAUCGUUUCAUUUCAGCAUUUUUCCUCCCUGUGUUUCUCUCUCUGUUCUCGGACCGCACACUUUUCUCUCCCCAACAUGCUGCAUUUGGCGCAGCGCAUUGUUUUUUGCGCGCUGCUCGGCUCCGUUUACGCGCCGUGCCCUCCGCGCUGCGAGUGCUCAGAGGCGGCUCACACCGUGAAGUGCGUCUCCAGAGACCUGCGGAGUAUCCCGACUGGGAUCCCCGGAUACACCAGGAAUCUGUUCAUAACUGGGAAUCAGAUCGGGCGGAUCGGUCCGGAGUCUUUUAAAGGGCUGGGGAAUGUGACCAACCUGUCUCUGAGCAAUAACAGAAUCUCCGGGCUGGAAUCCCACACCUUUGCCGAACUCCGCAGCCUCCGCUCCCUGGAUCUGAGCAACAACCAGCUGGCACUCAUCCACCCCGAGGCCUUCACCGUGCAGAACCAGUCUCUGCGGGAACUCAACCUGAGCCGAGCCCUCUACAACCACUCGUCAGUGAUGGACUUGGCCACCUCGCUCCGCUGGAGCUCCCUGGGGACCCUGAAGGGGCUGGACCUUUCUCACAACGGCCUCAUCUAUUUACCCUCACGCAUCUUUUCCCACCUGACCAGCCUGCGGCGCCUCCUGCUUUCCAACAACUCCCUGGUGGCCAUUCACAACAACACCUUCUCAGGUUUGGAGCACCUGGAGGAGCUCGAUCUGACCCUGAACGCCCUGAAGACGAUCCCCGAGGAGGGCCUACGAGAGCUGGACUCCCUGCCUGGUGCUCUUCUUCAGCUGGGGGAAAACCCGUUUACAUGCACGUGUGGAAUCGAACCAUUUGCUCUGUGGCUCAACAGAUCACAGGGACGCAUAAGUGACGCUGAGGGCCUCGUGUGCGCGUUCCCGGCCAGCAUGAGAAACACAUCCAUGCUGGCUGUGGGCACGUUGACUCUGGGAUGCCAUCAGAGCGGUGCAGGGGCUGACCUUGCUUUGCAGACCUCUUACGUCUUCUUGGGUAUAGUCCUGGGCUUCGUGGGGCUCAUCUUCCUGUUUGUACUUUAUCUCAACCGCAAGGGCAUCAAGAAGCGCAUCUAUGACUUGCGGGACGCCUGCAGGGAGGUGUGGGAGGGCUACCACUACCGCUUCGAGAUUGACUCUGACCCCAGGUUAUCACAGGUCUCCACAAGUGCUGACGUGUGAGAGGACAAUCACCUCUGGUGUUUUUUCUUAUGACUCUUUUCCAAUGCAUUUAUCAGUAGUGACAUGUAAAAAGUGUACAGAUUUUUCUGUAAAUAUAUACAUACAAUAGUGUUAAUUAUCUUUCAGCCUUGUUGUUUAAAGCAUGCACUGCCCAUUUUUCCUCUUUACACAACAAAUGCGCUCUUUUAGACAGAAUAUCCUGGAUUUGUUCGCUCUUUUGAGCUAAACGGACGUGAAUGUUGUACAGGGAGUUUAAUAAGUGACGUCUUAAAAUCACGCCUGCUCCUUAUGUCCAUAUGAAAGCAACAGCAAGUGCCUAAAGUCAGCUAGGUAUUGUUUUUUAAUCAGCAGAGCGAUCUGAACUCAGUCUCCACAUUUUCAGUCAUUACUGUGUCAGAUCUCAUAUUCAGCUUGUAGAAAAGCAACAAAAUGCUGCAAUAAAACCCCGACACUACAAAAACAAACCUCUGGGAAUUCAAAGCACAAUCACUCAUUCUUCUUUGAACCAUUUCAAGCCCUUUGGUCUCUGCGUCCUCCGGCCCCAGGGUGCCAGAGAGGAAUUAAGCCUCCAAAGCUUUUCCCCUAAAGUCACCACUCUGCUCCUCUUUGGCUGUCGGAUUUGAAGGGGAGACAAUUCGGUGCAGACCAGCGGAAAUCUCCUAGCCCCCUCAUUUUUUCUCUCAUGAACCGUUGCUUUGUUUCAACUGCUUGAGUUUUAUUGUCAAAAUGAUGAGAACCAGUCCUGGGCUGAGGCUGCUGAAAGCAAUCUCCCCUCCCUCCUUAAAGACAACAGCUGCUGUGGAGGCUCUCUGAGAGAAAACUCUGGCUCUCCACGUUUUUCUGUUUAGGGGAUUUUUUUCUUCUUCUCAGUGAUAAGAUACAGAUGAUUCUGUAACACCAGCUACAUUGUUUCAUUCAGCAGUUUGAUCAGUUAAGAAAGAAAAUGCUCUUCACCUUUUGGUUUUUCUGUACCGUCUAUGUUCCUGCAGUUCAGGUUAUGCUGUGAAAAAGUGUUGUUUCCUAAGAGAAAUACCACUGAAAUCCAGAGGUGUAUAUCAAUACGUCUGUUUCUCAAACCUUACAUUUUACAUGCAUGUUUAAACUGAAUCAAUUAUAACCUGCAUGAGUCCCAAACAAAACACAAAAGCCUUCUUUUCUCAAGUGUCACAUGUGUCGUCCCUGUUUUCCAAAAUGGCUCCAUGACAAAAGCAAUCCUCUGUGGCCUUAUGAUGCUACAAAGUGAGACAAACACAGACAGCGAGAGAGGACGGCAUGCUGCCAUUCCUCAAAGUGUUUACUGCCUAAAUUGCUAGCUAUCUAGGUAUUUGGAACGGGGAGGGAGGAGGCCUGGAGUUAACUGAAACAGCCUCCCAUUGUUCGAAGCCAAAGCAGCAUCUUCAUCCUAUCAAGAUGUUCUCCAAACUCCUCUGAUAGCAAUCCAGAAAUGUUUAUAACAUGGAGACAUUUUACUGCAUGUGUAAAGACAAAAUAAAGCUUCAGAAAGUUGUGAUGUCUGUAUAGUCAUUUAGCUCAUGUGUAAUCAGAGGUGAAUUUAUUCAUAAUAUUUGGACCGAGCUGUAGGUAUCAUAUCUCUGAGCCACAGGACCACAUUAAGCCGGGCAUUUACUUGCAGAGGAGAAAACAAUUGAGGCUCGUACGCUCGCACAAAGGGCGGCUCGGAUGGCAAGACGCCUCAAAUGAGCUUUGUUUUCCUGCGCAGAAAGAUGCCUUGUGAUACCCAUUGUCUUUCUAUUUUCACAGACGACCAUUAUGCCGCCGCAUAAUAGGAUUCACUCAUGAUGACAAAGUUGAGCGCUCUGAUCCAGCGAUUGUUAAAGUGUCAUCAUUCUUAAUAAUUGCCUGUGGGAGAGAAUCCCAGGAGAAGUCCUCCUUUCCUAUUACACAACGUGUCACAACCGGGGCAUUAGGCCGGCCACGGGUUAUUGGUGUCAGUUGGCGGAGCAGAGAGAAGACAGAUUAUUCCCUGCAUGUCAUUACUUCCGUUUUCGCUCAUUAAAAGUGUGGAUUAGGACCCAUGCCUUUUUUGUCUUUUUACGAGUGUGGCUGUUUGAAAAAUAUACGGUCUGCCUGCUAUAGACUGUGCAAGAUUGUCUCAGCAGGAAUGCAAUGAAAACAGAGGAACCCUGCAAAUGCAUCCAGACGUUCUCCAUUACUCCCAGUUGAAAAGAGAGGCUUGUUAAAAACAGGAAAAAUUGCUCCAAUUACAGUGUUCCCUCAGACUGUACGUUGCACAUAUCUGAUUAAGAGAUCACAUCUUUAUUUCAACUUUGCUUGCAAUGUCUUGUAUUCCCACAAGCUAUUUGUCACACCGCUGAGGUUUCCUUCAUGGGAGCAGCUCCACAAACGUUAACAGCUUUAUGUUGCUGUAUGUGCAGCGUGUGGUUUGUGCUAUUGCAAAAAGGCAAAAUACACACUUGAAGUGUUUCUCUUCAGUGUUGAGAACGAUCCUUUGGAGCACAGCAGGCUUUUUAUUUCAUACGCCUCCUGUCUCCGGGAACAUCUUGGCGCCAUUACAUGGGUUUAAUGGCCAUGAUAGGGAAUAUGCCUUAAAAGUGAACACCACAUCUGUGAGGAAUUGAACAUGUUAAAAAGAGACCACAACAGUCAGCAGCAUGACGACAGAGACAAAGUGGCAUCUACCCCCCUCCACUGGUAUGGUAUGACAAAUACAGCUGUCUCUUUCUCAACUAAGGACACAUGUCAUCAUUUACAUUUGCAGUCACUGAACACUACACAGUCAUCUGAUACAUUCUGCUUUACAUUCGGUUUCCGCACUUUUAAAACCAAACCAUGCAGAGUGCAGCACAGCAAAGUCUAGUCUCUGAUAUCUUCCCUUUCCUUCUUUUAACAAUGAACUUAUUUGUGAUGUGAGAUCAAAGGAUUCAUUCGCCCAGCUUCCUGUAUGUUGCCUAUCCAUCACGUCCGACCGGUCUGGGCGGCGAAGGUGGUGACUAAACCACAGAAGUGGGUCCAGCGGGGUAUUACCCAUUGUUCUGCUGCUCACUUGAUCAAUGUGACUAAUUGUGUUUGCCAGAGGAUGCAAGCGAGGAGGAGUUCGUACAGCUGGCCUGACUACCCAUUAAAGCCAACUGGCCUCCCAUUUAUCACUUUCAUAAAGACUAGAGGUACAACACACACAGCACACAAUACACGCACACACACACACCUGAAUUAUGGUAUUCUUUAAAACUGUAUUCAGAUAGUCUCUCCUCUUUCUGACAUCACUAUCUAUCUGACAUUUCAAUUAAGUUUUGUAAGAUAUCAGCUCUUUGGUGCACUUAUGUACUGUAUUCAGAAAGUCUAGAAGAGCUGCAUGAUUAAAUCAUUUUAUCCCAAUUCAAGUUAGUGAAGCACGAAACUGGAAGUAAAUGGUUAGCCUCUAGGCCAGCAAAAGCCCCGUUUCCACCAAACACUUUCGGUAUGGUACCUUUGGAACCAAAAGUAAUCCUUCAGACAUGGUACCUAGACCCUAGCAUAAUGUGGGCGGGGUUGUUGUCACUGCUCCGUCCAGCACUCGCUGUAUUUCCUCAUCAGCGGCGACACAGAUGGAAGUCUGCACCUGGUUUAUCGUCCACAGAACGAGGCUGCACGCCCACAUUUUCAGAACAAAAUAGAAGAGGCUGCAGUGAGAGUCUCUCUCCAUGGGAUAUUUAAAAAUAGCAGCUUUGUGCAUUUAGUCCUUCUCAGGCAAGCUCAGGAGUUUAGUGUUGCUGGAGCCCACAGGAGGUGAGGAUUAGAAUAUACGACCUUCACAUAGUCCACUCCAAAUUAAUCUAUAUUUUUAAAGUCAUUACUAAAAGUGUGUGUCAUAUAAAAACUAAAGAGAUGGUCAAAGUUGUCACAGUGAAAUUUAAGGUGUGCUGAUGGAUUCACAUCAUCAACUCAUGCACUGAGCAACAUUACAAGUUAACGUUCCACCUUAAAAGUCACCAGCAGUCGGCCCAGUGAAUUAUUUUUUCUCAGACUCCAGCUGCUGUGAGAGGCAGCAAAACAUCCUUUCAUUUUAUAGUUACAGUUUACGAAUAAAACUCUCCACAGUAUGAACAGUGGUUACAUGAGCCUCAAAACCAGACACAACUCAGCCCUGAGCAGAGUGACCGUCCUCUACUGACCAAUCAGACUGCAGUGUUCACAGCUCCACCUUUUAGUACCAGAUCUGUGUGCUAGGUACCCCAACAGAGGGGGGACCAAACAUGGGGACGGUACAGAACGGUUCUAUUGGUACCAUCCACAACUUUUCACUGUGGAAACAGGGAAAAAAACGUACCGAGCUGUAUCGUACAGCUCGGUGGAAACGAGGCUAGAGUAUUAGCUAGUGCUUCAUACCAAAUAUAACAAUCUCACACCCUUUUGACUUCAGCUGUUUGCUUGCUUUCCUAACUUCCAUUUCUCUGCUCGUGCACUGAGCUGAACUGGCAAUCAGAGGGAUUUCAUUCAUUGAUGGCCUCCACUGUCUCUGACACCGACAUAAAAGCUGAAAUGUCACAAGCGCAAGUGUUGAUUUUAUGAUUUAUGUACUGUGAAUUGCUAUGCAUGCUUUUAUACUCUUUUAUUUAUUAGCGUUUUAUUGUUUUGAUUUUAUAGCAUGCUAUUAGAGUUAAAAUGUGACUUCCUGCCGUAUACGUGACAGAUGAUUACAGAUUACCUGCACCUUUGCAGCUCUGUCUUUUGUUUAUUGAAAGUCAUAUCAGCCUAUGAGAGCGCUAGACUAAGCCUCUGCAUCCAAUCAGCAGUGGAAGGGAGGGCCUAAAGUGCUGAUAUACGGAAAAGAAGAGAUUUGGCGAGUUUAAAGCCAGCUGAGAGGCAGCUGGCCUCCCACAAACUCAACAAAGUGACCUGCUUGUCUGCACUAGCGGCAAAUGGGCCUGCCUUGUUCAUCCCAAUCACUGGUGUGAGACGCUGGUCGCUGUCGCUGUCGCUGUCGCUCCCUCCUGCGUCAUACUGGUGGCUGUGGCAUGGCGCUGGUGGGUUGUACAGCCAGGAUCUUGUCUGGGCCAGGUUUCACCCUGUUGCGAUAUAGAGACUGAGACUUAUGAUGUUGCAGGGACUGCUAACAAUAAGGGGCGACUAGAGCCGACGGUGCGGGACACACUGCAAAAACUAGGAGACAGACACUUGCAGACGGCCAAACAUUGAUCGACAGCGUGUGUCAGGGCAAAGACAAAGACAGUGAGAAUCAGUGUCAAACGCUGUGGCGCUGUGAUGUGCUGUGAUGCAAUAACCUACUCCUGUACGAUCCAGGAGUUGCUUAGCUUUGAAAAAACAUAGUCAGUGACUGAAUCUUUGAACUGAACUUAACAAAACCAUUUGAAUCCGCAGUGCUUUGUGAUUUCAGGCUGUGUAGCACACUACGGAAGUUGACAGCCUAUCUCCUCGUAACACUUUAUGUCACUCAGCCACCGCCAUGGGAAAUGCCCAUGUUGGGAAUAGAAUGAUUUUAUGUGUUUUACUAUCAGUUGUGUUUCACUAUAUAAGUUUUAGAUGUGUGAACAAUGAGAAUACUGAGAUGAUUUCAGCUGAUCUGAAUGUGUUUGCUUUGCAGAAGUGGAGAAGUACAGGAGAGGAAGAGACAUGAAGUCUGAGGAGCACAUAUCGCAAUGCUUAGAUAAUUAGUUUCAUAUAUGGUAAAAAGAAUAGAAAGUGAUGUACAGAUAGUAAGGUACAGCACGUGUAGGGAGUUGUGUUGUUCUCUUGUCUUUCAAAACAGGAACCACGCCCCCACUGUCAGCGGGAAGGAGUCAGAUUAACACGAGGCAGGGGCGUGGUGUGGUGAAGGAGGAAGUGGAACUGCCAAUGAGAAGAGGACAACGCCUUGCGUGCACAAUGACACUCUGUUACGCUCAAAUAUACUGGGUCAGGGAAAGGACAGGAGGUCAGACUUCGUGAACUGACACACCUUUGUUGUUCGUCAGGGACUUGAAGUUGAGACCCAGAGCUCUGUAAUUUUAUUCCUUUACUGCUUAAUAAACUACAUUAACUGAGA
Messenger RNA from Epinephelus fuscoguttatus (brown-marbled grouper), 7619 nucleotides. Its product is annotated as trophoblast glycoprotein-like. Gene Ontology annotation, cellular component: plasma membrane. Bases 512 to 1615 code for a protein of 367 amino acids. Gene Ontology annotation, biological process: negative regulation of canonical Wnt signaling pathway. The transcript is spliced from 3 exons. NCBI's taxonomy places the organism in Eukaryota, Metazoa, Chordata, Actinopteri, Perciformes, Serranidae. The record is from RefSeq and is a predicted model, not a curated record. Gene Ontology annotation, molecular function: protein binding.